This is a messenger RNA of Talaromyces atroroseus, 1683 nucleotides long. RefSeq lists its product as hypothetical. NCBI's taxonomy places the organism in Eukaryota, Fungi, Ascomycota, Eurotiomycetes, Eurotiales, Trichocomaceae. The coding region runs from base 1 to 1683 and encodes 560 amino acids. Gene Ontology annotation, molecular function: transmembrane transporter activity. The record is from RefSeq and is a predicted model, not a curated record. The transcript is spliced from 2 exons. Gene Ontology annotation, biological process: transmembrane transport.
AUGCCAGCCAAACACGAUGUUACUACUUCCUUGCAAAACCAGGAAAAUAUCCUCCCCAAAACACGACUUCUCAUUGUCAUCAGCUGCCUUUCUCUCGUCUUAUUCACAGCUUUCAUCGAUCAAAAUGGAGUUUCCGUGGCCCUUCCAAGCAUUGCAGUCGACCUCAACGCCGAAGACAGCAUACCUUGGGCCGGAACAUCGUCACUCAUCGCGAACACCGUCUUCUCUGUGCUCUAUGGACGACUGUCAGAUAUAUUCGGACGUAAAUCGGUGUUCCUAACAGCAUGCGCCAUCUUGUCACUCGCAGAUUUAUUAUGCGGCUUUUCGCAAAACGCGCCCAUGCUCUACUUCUUCCGUGCAUUGGCAGGGUUGGCUGGUGGUGGUAUCACGAAUUUAGCAAUGAUAUUUGUGUCUGAUGUCGUGACCCUUGAGGAAAGAGGGAAGUAUCAAGGAAUCAUCGGCGCAUGCCUUGGAGUAGCAAAUAUUGCAGGCCCCUUUAUGGCUGCUGGCUUCAUUCGGUCCGCUUCAGUGGGGUGGAGAGGGUUUUUUUGGACGCUCACGCCGAUUGUCGCCGCUGGAGGUGUUGUGUCAUGGUUUGUUCUACCGCAGUCCAAAGUCACUGGUGGUCUUCGCGACAAACUUUGCAAAAUUGAUGUCUGGGGCUGUCUGACAUCGUCCGCUGGGAUUGUUCUAUUGUUGAUUCCCAUCUCUGGGGGUGGCCUGUACUUUCAAUGGGACUCGGCCAUGGUUAUUAGCAUGUUGGUGGUUGGAAGUUGUGCCCUAGUUGCCUUCAUCGUUGUCGAGUGGAAGGUGGCCAGAAUUCCAAUGAUGCCCAUGAAUAUCUUCCAGAACCAAUCUAUCCUGGCUCUACUCUUCCAAAGCUUCUUGCUCGGCUGGGUAUAUCAAACCUAUCUCUACUACCUCCCCCAAUACUAUCAAAAUAUACGCGGCUACAGCGUGGUAGCCAGCGCAGCGUUGAGCGUCCCCUUGGUCUUUAUGCAGGCUGUCGGAUCUGUGGUCUCCGGCCAAUACAUCUCUCGCCGCCACCACUACGGAGUAAUUCUUUGGAGUGGCUUCACAAGCUGGACAGUCGGGUGUGGCCUGACUACAUUGUUCAAUCAACACACAAAUCCCGGGGUGUGUGUUGUAGCACUUCUUUUGAUUGGCACUGGUGUUGGAUUCGUCUUCCAGCCUACUUUGGUCGCAUUGCAGGCACACUCGCCGAAGCCUCAGCGAGCAAUCAUAAUCUCGAGUCGAAAUUUCUUUCGCUGCGCUGGUGGUGCAUGCGGAUUAGCGGUUUCGGCUAGCAUUCUUCAGACUGGGUUGAGAAAUCAUCUCCCAGCGGACAUGAAGUAUAUUGCAUCUUCGAUAUACAAUCUGCCAACCUCAGGCGACCCCGAGACCACGGCGCUCAUUUUAUCUGCAUACAUGAAGGCAACAAAAGAUCUGUACAUUGCCAACACUGUUGUGAUUGGCUUGUGCCUAUGUGCCUGUCUGUUGGUUAGAGAUCGGGGACUGAAAAGGGAAGGCGAGAAUGAAAAAAGAGAGACGCCGGCGCCGGAUUCCGUGACUCUUGCUGUAACUCUGCCAAAUACAGGUAAAACCACGGUUGAUGUUGCGAGCGUAAGCGAGGAAGAUGUUGAAAAGUGUGGUCAACCAACACAAGACGACAAUCAUUUAUGA